Molecule: messenger RNA, 13722 nt
Organism: Cinara cedri
Lineage: Eukaryota; Metazoa; Arthropoda; Insecta; Hemiptera; Aphididae
Source: the annotation of a GenBank genome assembly
AUGUGGGAUAAUAAUUACAACGCAUUUUUGGUGAACGGUAAAUUAAUAAUGAUAGUAAGUGAUAACGUUAGUUAGAACGACAAGUACAAAUUUUUAGUACAAUCCAAAAGUAACGUAUUGAGUUCAAAACAAACGAAAUGAAACGACACGGCGAGUUGAAGACCUCUCCCCCUAACUUAUAAACAUAGACCUUAUAGGUUUAUGCAUAUAAACAAUAAUUAAAAAUUAUGGUAGUAGAUGUUGUACAUUAAUGUAUUUCUCUUAUGUGGCUCUACUUCUUUGAAGUAGGUUAGUGUUAUCAGUAAAUUGAGAAAUGCGCCAUCAGAUUUCAUAUUUGUGGUAAUCACGAUUUAAGACAAAUCUUUCAAUUAUUUAUAAAGAAUUAAAUCUUAAAUUGUGGUGGUAGUAUAGUGGGACCGUUCCCUACAUCGUUCUUUACAACAAGUGGAUGUGCAAAAGAUUUCUAUUUUACAGUACCAUUACUUUUGGGAAAAAAAAUAUUUAGUACGAUGUUUUGUCUAACCAAGAUGGCACCUUAUUGAUAGGUACUAUAUACAUUAGAUCAUAAACAUUAUAUAUACAUGUAUAUGAUCUAAUCUCUAUAUCCAAGGUUAAUAGAAUAUCCAUAUACAAUUGUAUACACCCAAAAAUAAUAAUUGUUAUAGUUAUUUGGACAUCAUUUUUAAAUCUAAAUUGGUAGUUUUACGAUCAGAAUGUGUAUGCGUUUGAGCAUUUUACAGUUUACAAAACACUAAACACUUAAUAACUCACAUAUAAUUAAUAAAUUAUUAUUUAUUAUAUUUACUUCAAAUUCUGAAUGACUUCAGAUAGAAACAUUGUUCCAAUUAAACAAUAAAUACCUAUAACGUUUAAUACUCACAAAUGUUUGUAUUUUUCUUGGCUCUCGGGGGGGAGGUGGAGUAGUUUGAAACCGAAAACCCCCCUUUAAGUAUUCUACUGACCAUAGAUUAUAAAUAUAAUUUACUUUAUUCAUAAUUGUAUAGUAUUUUAUAUUGCAUUAGGCAUGAAGUUAUCUUGGUUUGUAGUUUAUUAAUACAAAUUCGAUUAGAUUAGUUAUCUGGGGAGAUCCCUCCCUUAAAGUAAAUUUAUAUUUUAAAGUUGCUUUAUUAUAUUUAUUACAUUAUGAUUUUAUAGUUAGUGUCCUUGUCUAUAGCCAUUGAUUAGUAUAUACUCUUCUUUAGUUUAAAUUUCUGUUUUUCGAGUUUUCUUCAUGAAUAUUUUUUCUUGCUGUGUUAGAACUUAAUAUUUUAAACAUGUGGUUUUUACAAAAUCAAUUUUAUUUUAUUAUUUUAAUUAUUUUAUUUUUUUCAGGUAACAAAUUACUCUUUACUGUAAUUCCUACUUAAAUAAGAAAAUUUAUUAAUGUGACUAUUUUUAUUUUUAUGCAUAGAACGGCAAGCUAGUUGUUGUUAUUUUAAUGAAACUUCAUCAACCUCAUUAGUUUGUUUACUCAGAGAAAAUGAAUUGGUAAAUUGUGAUAGAUUAUUUGGUAAGUUAUAUUAUAACUUGUUUAUGAUUAAUUAAGUAAUAACGAUAAAUAUAUAAAUAACACUUGUUUGUUUGGAAAUUAUAGGAUAUCCAGCCGAUCUCAAUUUAAUUUUCAAUGAUUGUUCGCCAGAACUUUGUGAUAAAUUGUUAAUUGGAUCUUUAGCUAAUUUUAGUAUUGAAGACAUCAUUAAACUGCCAACGAAUCUAAUAUAUUUUUUACCUGUAAGUAAUUUAAAAUAAAUAGGUACUUAUAUUUUAUAAUAAAGACAUGAUUUCAGAAAAACAAAUUAGACAUAUUAUCUGGUACUCACUUAGCGUCUUUAUUAAUUGCAAAUGAAGAUGAUUCGAUAAUAGCAAAAAAAAUUCUUCAAUCUGUUGUAACAAAUCAGCAACGCAUACAGUUCCUAAAUUUUGUAUGAAAAUAAUACAUUUUUCAUAUUUAUUUAUCUUCAUAGUUAUUUAUAUAUGUACAUAUAUUUUUUUGUUUAGUUGGUUACAAAGAUUAUUAAAAAUGAUAAAAUAUUAGAAUUUAUCAGUGAAACAGUAUAUAAAUGGAACUUUAAUGUUAAAGAUGGUAAAUUUCAAAAGUUAUCUAAUAUAUGUGGUUAUGCUUUAGCUAGACUUUGGGCACCAUAUAUUCUUACCAGUAGUAAACCUAUUAAAAUCCGAUUGUGAGUAUCUAAUCAUAAGUAAUUUAUAACAAUAUUUCAUGAGGCUUGUAAAAUAGAUUUAUAAUUUAUCUAUGAGUAAUUCAUAUAACAUAUCACAACAGUGAAUUUCCAUAAUAUUAUCAAAUAGAUAAUUAAAGUUUUGCAACCAAACAUUGUAUUUUAAGAGUAGUUAAUGAUAUAUAUGAAGUUUAAAAUUAAUUUUUUAAUACAGAACUACGGUAUUAUUUUUAAUGACUUUAUUUGUAAUUAGAUUUCUUUAUACAAUUUUUAAGUAAAAAUAUGGUACCUAUUUAAUGCAAUUUACAUUAUUUUUAAUACCAGAUAUAUUUUAUAGAUUGACUUUGUUAACUGAAGCAGAACAAAAACAAAAUCAUAGAGCAUUUUGUAAUAUAUAUAAACAGUCUAAUUGGAAAAAUUUGCCUAAGAGUGUUAGAAGAUCAUGGUCUAUGUUGUUAAUCAAUCAAUCUUAUCCUUCUGCAUUAAACAAAUGGACAGUUGAACAAAUAGCUCAGUUUGUUUUAAAAUUUAACUACCUACUUAUUUAUUAUAAACCAAUUUCUUGUAUUUCCUAUUAUUAUUUUUUAGAUACAAAUUUUUGUUACCAGAUUUUAAUAACAAUGAACUAAUACGUCUUAUACCAUAUAAUGAAUUGUCUAAAAUGAUAUUAAGUAAUAUCGAAUUUGAUUAUCCUCAGGUAUGAUAUAAUUUAUAACAUAUAAAUAUAAAUUAUCGUUUACUUAUUUAAUAUUAUAAAUGAUGGUAAACCAUGUUUGUAAUACAUUGACAUUAUAAAUUUAUCUUCUUUUCCUUUGUUUUCAUCCCAACUAUUUAGGGUCGGCCACCCUCAUUUUAAAUUUCCACUUGACUUUAUCUCUUACCUUUCAUAUGAUGAUAGCUCUAAUAUACUCAAUUGCAUCAAACCACCCCUUUUUUGAUCUUCUUCUCCCCAUCUUUCCUCAUAUGUUUAUAUCCUCGUCAAAGCCAAAUUGUGUUAAGUACAAAGUAUUGUAAGUACCUGCUUAAAACUCAACUUCAUCUUUUAUGUCAACGUUUAUUUUCAUUAGCUGUCUUGUCUAUAUUCUUUCAAAAUCAUACUUUAUUUUACUUCUACUUAUCCUUAGUCCAUUUCUUGAAGUGCUACUCUCCAUUCCUCAAGCCUAUUGUUAACUUUCAGAUUUUCUCCUAUUAAAGUUAUACCAUAUGGUACCUUUUCUCACCUGUUUUUCCACGCACAUCUGAGAUAAAACAAUCCACCAAAAUCUUAUUUAGAAUUCCUUAUGCUAUUUCAAAAAGUAUUUACACCCGUUAUUGACCAGCCGCUACUCUUAUUUUUUUGCCUCUGUUGUGGGCAUAUUUUUAAACUCAAAGUUAGGUUUAAGACGAAUGAGUAGACACAAUAUUUAUAAGUAUUUUUAUUUAAAGUUGAGAAAUAUUCAAACACUUUUUAAUUUACUUACAAGUCUGCGGCGUGAAUAUACCUGCAGAUGAUAGUACUCAGACUCGUCUGAAAAGGUGUUCUUGGCGACCCGUAUGUAUACCCUUUAUCCCCCUGCUAGAUUUGCUUAGUCCGCUAUUUUUGGUAACAACAUGUUAUUGCGUAACUGAACAAUAGCCCGCGUACUGACCCGGUGUCCGGUCCCCAGAAAAUGUGUGCAUAUGUAUUUUGUUAUAUAAACUAAUUGAUUAUAAUCAUUUGUUGGUGGUUGUUCGCAUUGCUCCGGAACCUUGGUAGAUAAUUGUUCGGGCCAUCUGGUGUACUUGAGAUCAGCCGUGGCUGAGGCGAAUACGUUUUAUAGUAUUAUAUAUAAAAAGGAAUGAGCCGACGCCCAUACACCUCUUACUAUAGGUCGAGGUACCAUGGGAGUAUUAUGAUCCUCUUCCACAGGGAAAAUGGUAUUUUCUACUAUGAAGUUAAUUCCUCCACCCUACAGAAACAAUACCAUAUGCCUAUUGGAAUCACCCACCUGGGCUUUCCAUCAGUAAGAGCUCAGGCCUUGGGCUUACUAAACCUGUGGCAUCAUAUGCCAACAUCAUAUUAAGGAUUAUAAAUAUUGAUUUGUUAUUAUAUUAAUUUAAAACAAAAAUUUCAUUAGGCAUUAAAAUAUUCCACACAAAUAUUUAUUUCUAAUUUUGUUUUGGAUAAAUAUAUUUAAUUAAUAAAAUAAUUCCAUCAUCAGAAAAAAUUAUGUUUUUGAAGUAUAAUGUAGCAAUAAUUAUUAACAAAUAUUUUUUUAGUGAAAAAUGGUUUUUUGAACAAAUUUUUUAGGCUAGAUUUUUAUUUUCCUGGUUAAUGGAAAAUAGUACAUUGAAAGAUCUGAAAUUACUGUAUCCAACAUUUUUCUUUAAGUUAUCACCAUUGCAAAUCAAUGAAUUUGAACCAGAAGAAUGGGCUGCUGAAAAAGUAUCAAUUUCAUCAUUGAAAAAUAACUAUUUAAGUUAUGCAGCAGCAAAACAAGUAUAUAGUUUAAUAAGUUGAUAAAUAUUAAAAUUAUUUAUAAUAAUAGUAAUAUUCUGGCUUUAUACUGAUUUUUAGAAAUAUUUUGUAAUUUUAACAUUUGCUCAGUUGUCAGUACUAGUUGAUUUAGCUGAUUUAAAUACAGAAAAACUAGAUAAAAAUAUUUCUGAAAUAUUACUUCUGUACUUUUUUAUUCUAAAUUAAUAAAUCAUUAUUUAACAUUUUAAUCAUUUAAUCGUUUAUUUAAUUUAAUUUUUUCAUUUAUCAAAUAAAUAUAGAAUUAUAAUUAUCCAUUAUUAAUUAUCCAUUAUAUUAUAAUCUAUCAAUUUUCUUGAAGUAUUUUAAAUGAAUUUGAUUUUUUUUUUUUAACCACUGGAAUUAUUUAAGUUUUAUUUUAACAUUAUUUUCCAUUAUUUACCCCUAUUCCUUUAAUUAGUAAACAUUUUUGAAUUUCAAAUAGUUCUCCCCCCCAUUUCAAACACAGAUUUAAAUAGGGAAUAUUUGCUUAAAUAAAUUGGAUGGACACACAUAACAAUAUUGGAUUUACCAUUUUUGACUUAUAAGUACCCAUAACAGUAGGAAAGGGUAAUAAACUAACUAUCCACGUGAAGAUGAUAAUUUGAUAACCCUUUACAAGUCAUUAACAAUAAAUUUGAUUUUAGUGACAUUUUCCAUAUCAACAUUUUUAGAAAAUAUUCUCAAUUUGAAUUAGUAUUUAAAAAGUGGGGGUUGCAACUUGAAAAUGUGGUGUAUACUCUUUUAAGGUAUAAGUAGUAUGAUCAACAUUUGAAAAUAAUGUUAAAUUGAAGCUUAAACAAUUUUAAAUGAUUCAAAAAAAAUGAAAAUUCACUCAAAUCCUCCCAGAAAAUACUGGAUCAUGAUGGAUGAGUUAUCCUGUACACAUAAUUAUUUGUAGAUCUAUUUCACUAAAUAAUAAAAAUAUAUGUUUUUUUUUUUUUUAGAUAUUUAAUAAAAUUGCUAGUUAUUGGCUUUCUUCAAAAUUAAAUUUUGUUAAUGAGUGGACAUCUGAAGAUUUACGUCAUUUACCUCUGUUAUACACUCAACCAGCUACUUCGUUUUUGAAAUUUUGUAGUACUCCACCAAGCAUCCAAUCACUUAUUGCUGUUGAUUCAUACAUGCUUACUGAUAGACAAGUAAACAAAUUUAUUUGUUAAUAACAAAAUGUAAAUAAUAAAUUAUUGAAAUUUAUUUGCAGGCCUUUUAUUUGAGUGGUUGUAGCAGUAUGUUUUCUUUUCAUAAAAAUGAUCCAAAAUUAUUGCUUGGUUUGAAAUAUUUUAUAAAAGCAAUUCCAGUUUCUAGUUUUUUAAAUGUUGAUAUUGGAUAUAUCAAUCAUCAAGUUCUAUCCCACUUGGUUUCUUCAGUUAAUGAUCAUAACUUGCCGAUGGCUUUUCAUAUUUUUAACAUAACAAAUCCAGGUAUGUAUUAUUUUUAUGUAAUUUUGCAUUGUGAGUUUUAAAUAUUAUUUAUAAUUGUUAUUUUAAAUUAUAGAAAUAUUCCUAACUUAAUAAUAAAAGCUAUAAUUCUUUGGUGUUAAUAGAAUAAGUAAAAAGCCAUUAGUAAUUUAACAAUUAGCAUUGAAUUUUGAACUCGUACAAUAUUAGCUUCAAGUAAUGAGAAUAUUAAUAUCAUAUAUUUUUUUCAGUAAAAAGAACCUAUUUCAUUGAAGAAAUGCUUAAAAAUAAACAUAAUAUUCUUUUUGAACAGUUAGCACCUUCGGAUAUAUCUGAUCCUAUAGUUGAUGUUCUUAAACAGUUAUAUUCUAAUUAUACUAAUCGAAUAGACAACUUACCUAAAUAUUUAGUAAAUAUUCAUAGACAUACUAAUUUACCUACUUAAUAUACUUUGUAGUUAUUUAAUUAUUUUUUUUAUUGAUUUAGCUUAAUGUAAUAAUAGAAAAUGAUGAAUUAUUAUUCAAAUGGACUGGUAAUGGAUCAACAUUUAUUAAAGGUCUCUAUAAUGGGUAUACAUGUAAUUUCAUACAAAAAAUAAAUAGUGUGGAUUUUAUGGUCUUCAUUUCCAACUACAACGCAUACCUCAAACUUAAUAAAAAAGUAAUGGUUUAUCUAGAAUUUAAACAAAAUUCAAUUUACAAAGUUAAAAAUGUUAAUAUUCAGUAAAUAGUAUAGAAGAUAUUGGUAUAUUGUACAAUUUACAUGCAUCUUGGUACAGAAUAGAACAUUAUUAUCAUAAAUUUGAAUAUGUCAUUUAUCAUGUUAAAAAAAAAUAAAUUGUUUUGUUGAGAUCAAAUUGUAAAUAUGAAGAUUUAUAAUGAGUUAUGAUUAUUUACAUUUCAACAAUUUUGAAUAUUAUAAUAAAAUUUGUAAUUAAUUUUAUUUGCAAAUUUCAUUUAUUUUAUGCACAAUAAUCAAGAUUGGUAAUGUGCAUGUAAAAUUGUUUUAUAUGUUUGAUGUAUAAUACUCCACAUAUAAAGCGUAUACAACUAUAUAACAACUAAAAUAUAUGAAUACAUUUUUUUUUUAUUAUUUAAUAUUCUCUAUAUUGAUUUUAGUUAAUAUCCAUCAACUUUGUUUAUAACUUUUUUUUGUAAUAUAUGCAUAAUAUUGUAUUCUUAUUUUUUUUAAUUCUGUAUUAAUAUUAAUGUAUUUACUAUUUUUAAAAAUAUCAGUUCAACUAGAAAAUAGUUAAAUAAAAACAAGUGUAAUUCUUUGGGUGAUCUGAGGUGAUCCAUUUUUAUUGAAUGUGGCAUUAAUAGUAUUUCCUGGGGGCAUAUAUUUUUUGUACACAAUCCCUUGUGAAUGAAAAAAAAACUUUGAUCAUGGCAAUUGACCAUACUGAAUAGAUAUAGUAAUACGAGACAUAACUAACUCACUAUAAGUUUGAUUCAUGGAAUGUUUCUAUAGAACUUUCUCAUAACUUAAAACAAAAUUUGAUCAUAAUUCAUUGUUAAAGAUUUUUUCCAUAUUUAAAUUAUAACUGCAUUAAACUUUUUCUAAAUUUGAUGAUACUUCUAAAAAUGAUCUGAUACAUGUGAAAUUUUAUAGUGCGAAUGAUUGUGAUGGUUAUAGUAAUUACUUCUUAGAAUUUAAUAACAAUCUCUAUUCUAGUAUUAAUUUUAAAAUGGUUGUCUCAAAAUGUAUGGAAUGCACAAAUUCUGAACACAGUGAAUAAUCAAACUUUUUUUCUAACUUUUAAAUACUAUUCAGAAGAAAAAUAUGAUUAAUGAAAUGAAGAUUAAUAUAUUGACUAUUCAAUUAUUCAAUGUAGUGUUAACUGUACUAAUUUUUUAGGUAUUCCCGAAAAACUUACAAGUUUGUGUGGCUAAAGCAUUUAUUGAUUAUUUAAAGUUAAAAUCAAGAUUUACAAUAAAUUAUUCCACACCAUUAUACUUGGAAGGAUGGGAAAUUGAAGCAGUGCAAGGUAAAUUAGUUUAUUUUAUUAUCAUUAUUUAUGUAAUACUAAUUUUCUAGGAUUUAUUUUAACAACUCUUCCUCUGGAUGUUAUAUUAAAUUCAAUUUUGAGAGAUAAUAUAUUGUAUACUAUUGGACGGUUAAGUUUCCCUGAACUCAUGAUUGCAUCUGAACCAAAUAAAUUGUCAUCGAUGGUUGACCAAUAUAUCACCUGUAUUGUAAGUUUUAAACUAAAAACAAUAAAAAUGUAUUAUUAUAUAUCUUGUUUCUGUUUUAUCUUAGUUAAAAAAUGAAUCCAGUUUAAGUUAUGAACACUUAUAUACACUUGGAAAUUUAAUUCAUUUUAUUCCAACAAUGUAUUUAAGUGUAAUAGACGAACAAUCAUUUAAAUUCUUGAUAGAAUCUAGUUUAUUUGACACUAGGAUUUGUGUCGAUUCAUUAUCAAAGGACAAAUGGGCUAAUUUAAUAAUCAAAGCCUUUGGGUAAUAUAAUAUCAAUCUAUUAUAUGAACAUGAAGAACAUGUUUUAGAUUAUUUAUUAUUUAUUUGAGUUUUAUUUGUUAAUAACUAUAACAUAUUAAAUACUAAGUGUAUGUAUUUAUUUUUAAUAAAUAUUCUAUUAUCUUCAUAAACAAUAAUAUUUAAAUUUUUUUUAACCUACAAUAAAUCUACUACCCAAUGUUUCUGUAAUAUAACAAUCACAAACUAUACAAAUAAAAAUUAACUUUUUGCUGUAGUUAUUGGAUAAAAAUCAUAUGAUAUUUACCAGAAUUGAAUAGUUAGUCAAUUAUUAAUAAGUAUUAUUCACUUUAGUAGUUAUUUCUUAUGGGAUGUAUAUAAAUAAUAAUAAAAAUAUUUUCACUCCUACUUCCUUGGAGUUUGUGAGAACCUGCCUGUAUCAGUUACCUUUAAAAAAAUUUCCUGAAAUUUAUUUUAUUUAUUAAGUUUUUUAUAUUGAUAAUAAUUUGUAUUAAAUAAGAAGAAAAGAUAAUUUUUAUUUUUUAUUUAAAAUUGGUUUUUUCCCCUGGAUUUGAAUUUUUUUUUUUAACCAAUAUCUUAUAAAUAAUUCUGCAUCAUUAAUUUACAAAUAUAUUUGAAAUUAAUAUUUAAACUUUUCAAUAUAUUUUAUAUAUAACUAUUUAUAAUUUUAGAAAUCUGGAAAACUGGUCAAGUGAUACUUUGGUAACAUUGUCAGAUCUUCUUAUUGUAUUAAACCAAGGUCAAUUAGAUUCUAUACCAAAAAUCUCACGUUUGAAUUCUGCUGAUAUUAUUCAAACACGAUACGCUGAUGAAAUUGAAUGGUUAUCUAAUAAUAUUCCUUUUUACAAGGUUAGUGUCAACACUAAAAUAUAUACCCAAAUAAACAAAAUGUAUUCUUUUAUUAUAUUUUUUUAGGGUUGUGAAUUAUUUUUGGGUGAUAGAUUUGUCGAUUUUACUAAUUCUUUAUCAGUUUUAAUUAAUUUCCACUUGACUUCUAUACAAAAUCAAUUACAAAUGAUUAGUCCAAUAAAUAAUAAUCACUUAUAUAAAGAAAUUAUAAAGUCUUCAGAAGCCAAACCUAAAAUGUUCAAACCAUCUGUAUUAAUUCCAGUACCAGAAUUUAAUUAUGUACUAAACAUACUAGCAUCACCAAACAAAUUGUUAAACAAAUUUUUUGCUGGUAAAGAGAAAGAAGAUAAAAAUAAUUCUGUGAAUACUAAGAAAAAUAUUGAGGUUCUAACCACACAGACAACUUCAAUUACUACUGAAUCUAUAUCAAUUUUAGAAGUUAAAAAUUCUACCAAUUCAAGUUUUACAACACCAAUUUUGAUUUCAUCUAAAUAUAAUGAAAGCUCAACAACUAGUUUAGAAAAUGAUCAAUACACUGAAAAUUCACUUGAUGUCACAUUCAUACCAUUAGCUGGUACUAUUAAUAAUUAUAACACAAUUUUAAAUACUAAAAACAAUGGUAAUUAUAAAAUGUUACUAAAUGAAAAUGAUAAAUUUAAUACUAAUGUACCUACUUAUAAUCAAGAAAUAACUACUCCUAUACCACAAAUUACUAAAAAAUUUGAAUAUAUUAAGCAUAACUUGACUUAUUCAUUGUUAAACCUUAAAAAUGAGAAAAUAAUGCAUGAUAUUCAAAAUUACACGUAUUAUAGUAUUUCAUCUAAUAAUUCACUUUUAUCUAAAAAAAAAGAAAAUAUAACGUUAAAUGAUAAUCAAAGUGAAAGAAAAAAAAGAUCAUUUGAAUUAUUUUUUAAUUCUACCUUGCAAGUAAGUUUGCCUCUACAUAAAAAAAUUUAACUUAAAUAAUUAUAAAGUUAUUCUACAGCAUAUUAGUAAUUUUUCAGAUUGGUUGUGAAGCAUUAAAAAUAUUAGGACCUGCAUCAGUUAUCUCCACUCGAUUCAAUUCAAUUGUACAUUCUAUGAGUAAUGAAGAAUUAGAAAAUUGCAUUGAUCUGUUGGGUUCAUUUGAUAUUGAUUCUGAGUUAUCUAGAUACAUAUGGUCCAAAAUAAAAAACAAGGUAUAGGGUGAUCAACGUAAUGUAAAACAUUCAUUAUAUUGAGAAAUAUUAACUAUUUUCAGAACUUGCUUUUUAGAAAAUUUAAAAAAUUAGUAGCUUUAUAAUGUUACAUUACUUUUUUUUUCUGCAUUAUUUCAGGGUGUGAACCCCUACAUACUUUUAAUUUUCAAAUGGCAACUUAUAUUCAUAACAUUUAUUCCAUAAAAAGAUGAAAUAUUAAUUUAUUUAAAUCAAUGUUGGUGUUGAAAUUUUAUAUUCUGGAUGGAGUGAAGAAGUUUAUUGUUUUUACGAAGAUUUUUUUUUUUUUUUGUGGACAACUUUUCUAUCAGUAAUUUUGUUUUGAUUCACGAUGAUAACACUUUUUUUAAAAAGAAAUUUGACUAGGAAGGUACUAUAAGGUUACUAUAAGGUAACUUUUUGAUUUUCCCAGGAGUUUUCCUAAUAAAUAGGAAACUAGAUAAAAUAUUAAACGAAAAUUAUUAAAAAAAUAUAUAUAAUGCCUAUGUAAUUAUUUUACUAUAAUACGACAAUGGCAAUGGGUGGUUACUGUUGUAGGUGAAAAUUUUAGAAGGUAGAUGGGAUAUUUAAUGUUUAUCUAUUCGCAAAAUAAGUCAUUGCUAACAAAAAACGAUUCUGAGCAGACUCAGCUAUACAUGUUUUGAAAGGCUGUAAUAUUUACGAUUUUUCCCAUUUAUUAUGAAAACCCCUUGGAUAAUAAAAAUAACCUCCUUAAAGUACCAGUCCAGUAAAAUCUCCUUUUAGAAAAAGUGUUAUAAUUGAAAAUCUAAGCAAAAUUUCUAGUAAAAAAGUUGACAGAAAAAAAAUAAACUUCAUUUUAAAAAUAAUAUAGUCCUCGCUUCGCUCAGAAUCUAAAAUCUAACAUUUUAAAGUUAUUUAUUUCUUAAAUGUUCUAAAAUACAAAUUCCGAAAAAUGUUGUACUUUCCAAAAUAAUGAAUGUCUUACGUUAUAUUGAUUACUGUGUCAACAAAUAUUUAUAAUAUUGAGCUAAUGUAAUUAAAUUAAUUUACAGAUUGCUUUACAUACAUUUGGUUCUGUUUUAUCGGGAUUAAAUAUUGAUGACAUAAAAACAAUAGAACUAGAUGUUAACAGCCCUUGGUCAUUAGAGCUCAUUGAUUUACUUUCGAAACACAUCAAAAUGAAUAAAAUUGUUUGUAUGCGUAUUUAUUAUUUAAAUUGCAUGUAAUAACAUGGUUUAAUGUAUACAUUUUUAGCGUAAAGAGAUAACUAACCAAUUUAUGAGAAAAUCUAGAGCAGAUAUGCCCUUGCAUUUGUGGAGCUCCUUUGGUUCAUUAAUAUGUCAAUUAGAACCUCGAAUGUAUAAAAUAAUUAUGCCAAAUAAAGAAUUAUUUUGGAAAACAUGCUCAGCAUUUAAUAACAUAAAAACUUAUGACAAGCCAUGCAUAAGAAAUUUAGCAUCAAUAGCAGUGUCCGUCAUUGGACAGCCAAAUUUAUGGACAACAACUGAAGUGGAACAUAUGGGAAUUAUUAUUUGUGGUACCUCAUAAAUUAUUAUUUAAUGUUUAAUAAAUAAAUCUAUAAGGAUUAAGUUAAAAACUACGGACAUACUUUAUAUAAUGGGUAGACCACUGUUGUAAGUGAGAAGUUGGGAGGGUAAGAUAUACCCAUAGGGAAAUUUAAUGUAUGCCUGUACGCAAUAACAUUAUUGCUAACCAAAAGUAUUCUGAGUGGAAUUUGGUUAUACAUAUUUUGAAAGGCCAUAAUAUUUACGAUAUCCAUCAAAAUUUGAUGUUAAAAUUUUUAGACCUGUUUUUACCAACAAAACAUUGGUUUUUAAACAGUUUAUAAAAAAAAAUUGACCAAUUAUGGUCGGUUAUCAGUCAUAAACUCAGUUUAAGAAUCAGAUAAAUGCUUUUUGUGAGAAUGGUCCUUAUAAAAAUAAAAUUCUACUUCAUAUUAAUUUUUUUUUUAGAAAAAACAAAUACAAAUUAUAAUAAACCUGUUAAAUUUUUUUGCGUUUCUAUUUGGUCUGACAAUUUUAUUCACAGAGUACCUACAGAAUAAAAAUUAGGAAAUUAACUCAUAAAAUUAAUAUGUCUUUAAAUAGCUCAAAAAUGGCUUCAAUAUUUUAAAAAUGUUACUAUAUCUAAAUAAGGCAUAUUAUAUAAGUGUGCUGUCCAAAUUUCAAGUUUCUACUAACAGUUUGAACUGAAUUACAAUAAAUAAACUAAAUUGAAAAUAAUAAAAGCAUUAUUUUUAUAAAUUUUACCAUUUUUUUCCAAUCAUUGUGAAAACCACUAGGAAAAUCAAAAAAUUGACUUCAAAAGAGGCACUACACUUAAAAAUCAGAGCGAGAUUUCUGGUAGAAAAGUUGUUCACAGAUGAAAAAAAAUAAAUUAACAUCAUUAUAUAACCAAUACAUUUAACGCUUUGCUCAGUAUCUAAAUUAUAAAUAUAACUAAUAUAAGUUAUAAGAAUAUAUAAUUAAUGUUAAUAUUUUAUAUAGGAAUUAACAUUACUCAAUGGCAAGUUUUAUUACAGUUUAAUUCAAAAGCACUAGAAGGACUUUCUCCAAAUACUAUAAAAUGUCUUAAUAAUCAGCAAAUCAUGGUUAGUAAUUUUAUAAUAAAUAUUUUAAAUUGUAAUUAUUUAAUUUGCAUGGAUUUUAUUUUAUAAUCACAGUUGAUGAAUGAUUCCCACAUGAAACAUUUAACACCCAAAUCUUCACAAACCCUCAUGGAAAUUCAUUCUAAUUUAUUAGAUUUUCAAACCUCUGAAGUGCUAUUAAAAUUAGUACACUUUGAAAUUAAAAUGGAUUGGAAGUUAACAUCUGUAGUUGUUAAAUCAAAAACAGUUCAAGGAAAUAAACAACUAAGGGAUAAUAAUUCAAAUAUCGAUAGUACAAUUUAUGCUUAUGAAAGUACAAACAACAUUUCAUCCAAUUAUAUGCAAGCAAUUUCCAUUGCUACUACAGAAACUCCAUUCUACAACAUGUUAUAUUUUUCAAUCUUGAGUACUGUUUUUCUAUUAUUUAUUGUAGGAUAGUACCAGAGUUAUUAUUAGUGCUAUUAUUGUUCAUAUAUUUAUACUAAUUAUUAUUGAUUUUAUAUAAUUUGUAAAGAUUAUCUAUCUAUUAUUUUGUUUUUAUUGAGAUCAUUUUUAAAACUACCUAAUAUAUACAUAUGUAUUUUUAAUAUUUUAAUUUUUGCCUA